AUGAGCAGCACCCUCACCGAGACGACACGGCGGCGCGUUGGCGUCGUGCGCACGCAGCCGUGGGACGACAGCGCUGCUGCGGCCGUCCCCCGCGCCGGUGCCAGCUCGGCAGCGGAGCUUGGCCGCGCGCUUGAGCCUGCUCCAGAGUCGGCGCCGCGCCUGCGCCUCAACCCGCCUGUGCGCGCCGCGCGCCCUGCGCACGACGUGCUCGCCACGCCCGUGUCCGACGCUGCGGUCCACGCGCUCGUCGACGAGAUCGUCGCCCAGCGCAUGGAGGCCGCCGAGGCAGGGCACGACGAGAGCGCCUUCUUCGCGGCCGACCUCGGCGCCGUCUACGACGCGGUGCAGACGUGGCGCCGCUCGCCGAUCGGCGACCGCGUCGAGCUCUUCUACGCCGUCAAGUGCAACCCCAGCCCGAUGGUCCUGCACCUGCUCUCGCUGCUCGGCACGUCGUUUGACUGCGCGUCCGUCGCCGAGUUCAACGCCGUGCUCGCGCUCCCCUCGGCCCCGGCCGCCGACAGGGUCAUCUUUGCCAACCCGUGCAAGCCGGCGUCGUUUAUCCGCGCCGCGGCCAACGCCGGCGUCGACAUGAUGACGUUUGACAAUGCCGACGAGCUGCACAAGAUCAAGCGCGCGCACCCCGGCGCCAAGCUCGUGCUCCGCAUCCUCACCGACGACUCCAAGUCGCUCUGCCGCCUCGGCCUCAAGUUUGGCGCGCCCCUCGACACGUGCGCGUCGCUGCUUGCCCUCGCCAAGUCGCUCGACCUCAACGUCAUCGGCGUGAGCUUCCACGUCGGCUCGGGGUGCAAAGACAAGGCCCAGUUCGCCGACGCCGUCUGGCGCGCCAAGAAGGUGUUUGGCAUGGCCGAGAAGGUCGGCUACGACUUCAAGUUCCUCGACAUUGGCGGCGGCUUCGAGCGCGAGACGUUUGCCGACAUGUCCGAGGUUGUUCGUGAGAGCCUCGACCUCUACUUCCCCGAGGACGAGGGCGUGCGCGUCAUCGCUGAGCCUGGACGCUUCCUCGUCUCGAGCGCGUUCACCCUCGCGACCAGCAUCAUUGCCCGUCGCAAGGCUCUCGACGCCGCGCCCGCUGCCACCCCGGCGCCAGCAGGCGCCGAGGACAGCCCAGAGGUCAUGUACUACAUCAACGACGGCGUGUACGGCUCGUUCAACUGCAUCAUGUUCGACCACCAGAUUGUGCACCCGUACCCUCUGACGAUCGGCAACGCGCCCGCGCCAGCCGCCGCGCGCCCGGCGUUCCCCCCGCCGCCGAACGUGCAGCUGCCGACCGACCUGACCCUGCAGCUGGGGUACGCCGACAACGAGCGCGCGAGCGUGUGGGGCCCGACGUGCGACUCGAUCGACUGCGUCCGCUCGCUCGUCCACCUGCCGCGCGGCGUCGAGGUCGGCGACUGGAUCGGAUGGGGCGAGAUGGGCGCGUACACGCUCUGCGCGGCCUCGACGUUCAACGGCUUUGACCGCUCGCCUGUUCACUGGACCACGGGCGGCGACUCGCCCAACGGACGCGAGGUGCGCCGCGUGCUCGACGCGUUCCACUCCACCCAGUAG
Messenger RNA from Vanrija pseudolonga, 1569 nucleotides. It is a transcript of the gene spe1, whose product is annotated as Ornithine decarboxylase. NCBI's taxonomy places the organism in Eukaryota, Fungi, Basidiomycota, Tremellomycetes, Trichosporonales, Trichosporonaceae. The transcript has a single exon. Gene Ontology annotation, molecular function: ornithine decarboxylase activity. Gene Ontology annotation, cellular component: cytoplasm. The record is from RefSeq and is a predicted model, not a curated record. The coding region runs from base 1 to 1569 and encodes 522 amino acids.